Molecule: messenger RNA, 312 nt
Organism: Brugia pahangi
Lineage: Eukaryota; Metazoa; Nematoda; Chromadorea; Rhabditida; Onchocercidae
Source: the annotation of a GenBank genome assembly
AUGUUUGAGAUUGAAGCUUUGAAAGGUUCGCGAGAGUUCUCAGAAGCCCGUUUCGGUGAUGUUAGAAUCGUACAAGGAGCUAGUAUUGGAAAACUCUCUGCGGUUAACUAUGACCCAACAGUUUGGAGUCGGUCAUUUUGGAAUUAUCUUAUAGGAAGCACUUCUGGCAGAUUUAGGGCCAUUCGCAGAUUUCCUUGUAAUCACAUUUGUGUGUGUGCUGAUUGCGUUGAAGAAUUGUUAGAAAUCUAUGAGGAGCCGUUAUGUUCAUUAUGUCGUUCCAUCAUUUCAUCCUAUGUUGAUGUCUAUAUUUAG